CCAGAACCUCUUCGAGGUAUAUAUAUCUGAUCAAAGCAAGCGCUCUCUCCGCGUCACCGUGAUCACCGGUUUACAUAGCGCGACCGAAAGAAAAGAUGGAAAAAGGAAAUCCCCGCCAUAUUGUUUCCGCAAAGCCGAAACAGAAUCAUAUCGACAACAAAAUCAAAAAGAGGGUUUCAAGGGCCUGCAAUCGCUGUAGAACAGAAAAGGCAAAGUGUGACGGUGCAGACCCUUGCCACCGGUGCAGGGCUUCCGGUACGAACUGCACAUUUCAAAGGACUACAGGAGCCAAGGACAGGGCCAUGCCUAAAAGGCAAGGCACUGAAGGCACUGCAUGGUCGCGGAUUUGACACGACCGUGGCUGAUAUGGAUAGAUACGUCGAAAUGCUCGAGAGCGAUCGCCAGCGCCUGAUUGAUGGGCUCCGGAAGUUGUAUCGAUACACCAGUGGAGGUUGUCCCCGAGGCUCGUU
Aspergillus uvarum CBS 121591 is the source of this 470-nucleotide messenger RNA. RefSeq lists its product as uncharacterized. Lineage: Eukaryota; Fungi; Ascomycota; Eurotiomycetes; Eurotiales; Aspergillaceae. The coding region runs from base 96 to 350 and encodes 84 amino acids. Gene Ontology annotation, biological process: regulation of DNA-templated transcription. Gene Ontology annotation, molecular function: DNA-binding transcription factor activity, RNA polymerase II-specific; zinc ion binding. The record is from RefSeq and is a predicted model, not a curated record. The transcript has 2 exons.